AUGUCUUCCUUCGAGCCAGUUGUCAUUGUCGAUGGCAAGGGCCACCUUCUCGGUCGCCUCGCCUCCAUUGUUGCUAAGCAGCUUCUCAACGGCCAGAAGGUUGUCGUUGUCCGCUGCGAGGCCCUCAACAUCUCUGGCGAGUUCUUCCGCUCGAAGCUCAAGUACCACGCCUACCUCCGCAAGAUGACCCGUUUCAACCCUACCCGCGGUGGUCCCUUCCACUUCCGCGCUCCCUCCCGCAUCUUCUACAAGGCCGUCCGUGGCAUGAUCCCCCACAAGACUGCCCGCGGUGCCGCCGCCCUGGAGCGCCUCAAGGUCUUCGAGGGUGUCCCUCCCCCCUACGACAAGAAGAAGAAGAUGGUUGUUCCCCAGGCUCUCCGUGUCCUCCGCCUGCAGCCCGGCCGCAAGUACUGCACCGUCGGCCGUCUCAGCCACGAGGUCGGCUGGAAGUACCAGGACGUUGUCGCCCGCCUGGAAGAGAGAAGAAAGGCCAAGGGCGCUGCCUACUACGAGCGCAAGCGUGUUGCCGCCCGCCAAAUCUCCGACGCCAAGAAGUCCGCGGCCGCCAAGAGCCAGGCCUCCAAGAAGCUUGCCGCUCUCGGCUACUAA
Cordyceps fumosorosea ARSEF 2679 is the source of this 609-nucleotide messenger RNA. RefSeq names its product Ribosomal protein L13. Gene Ontology annotation, molecular function: mRNA binding; structural constituent of ribosome. Gene Ontology annotation, cellular component: cytosolic large ribosomal subunit; ribosome. The record is from RefSeq and is a predicted model, not a curated record. The transcript has 4 exons. NCBI's taxonomy places the organism in Eukaryota, Fungi, Ascomycota, Sordariomycetes, Hypocreales, Cordycipitaceae. The coding region runs from base 1 to 609 and encodes 202 amino acids. Gene Ontology annotation, biological process: negative regulation of translation; translation.